CAUAUUUUUAUUUCAGCUUUUGUGUUGUUUGUUCGCUCGGCCGCUGUGUCUAGAUCUGAUGGUGCGAUAACAAACCAUUUAAAAGAGCAGAGAUUUUCUUUGUUUCUGCACUUUGAAGCGUCACGCGGACACUGAGGAGAAGACAGUGGAGAUCAGCAGCAGCAGCAGGUGAGUUCAACUCUCUGAUAAUAAAACAGAUUUACAGGCUCUGCAGGUGUACUGAGUCAGAAGAAUGAUAGAUAUUAAAAAAUAUGAACAUAUUGAUAAUGGAGUAGUUUUACUCACAUGGUUUCAUAGACCUUAGAAACAAACUUUGGCUCAUUACAGUGUCAAGUUGAUAUGUCUUUUUCUUCUCAUGUGUAUUUUUUAUAUGAUUUUUUAAAGAGUACCACAAACCAACACUGUUUUGAAUCCAGAAUGGCUCCUUCCUCUUAUUUCUAAGAAUUUAUAUAUGUAAAUAUUACAAAGAUGAAUUAUGCAAGAAAACACAAGUGAACAUAAAAGAAGAAAAAUAAGGCAGACUAAAAGCCAUUGAAUUAGUUUAUAUAUUUUCAAAAAUCUUGUGUAUUAGCGAAUGUUGUAUACUUUUUCUGUGAUUUCUUGGUCAGUUAUUCUACUAUGAAUAAUCUUCUCUUUGUUGCUUUUGUAACUCUUGGAGCCUCGCACCUUUCUCUUGUUUUAUUCAGGUUGUUUCUCGUUCAUUUCUAACUUAUAUUUUCUCUUCAUCACCUGAAAAAGGAGGUAAACUCUGGUUAUUUUCUUUCUUUUUAAAGGUGACCAUCAUCUUAAAUAUCAGGCUCUUCUACACCACCACAAUGUUCACUGUCUCUGCACUUCUGUGUUCAAUGAUGGCUCUGACCAUCGGGGCUGCUGGUGAGUAUGGUUAGGGUUAGGGUUAGGUUGAUAAUGUUUAAUGGGGAUGACUGUAAAACAAAGGAGUGUUAUGGGAAUGAAAAUGAAAAGGUAGAUUAUGCUGCUCAUUUAUUCUAAUUCAUAUUAAAGUAAAUGUUUUCACUGAGAUAAAUGGCACAGCUGCAGGAGUUUUUAUGCCCUCCAUCCAGCUCCCCAUCUGCUCAGAGCAGAUGUGAGGCUUACUGUAAUACACAUGUUCAACACUCAGUGUGUUUACAUGCACAGCUGUAUGUAGCUGUCCUCCUCCCCACACAAGGGGGCGAUAUGGGUCUUUUCAGCUGCACUGCUUCUGACCCCAUACAAAUGUCAACAACAACAGCAGGUAUGUGCCAGAUGUCAGAAGAGGCUACAGCUGCUGCUGGGCAUUCCCGAGCAAGAAGAUGGAGCAUCGUACGGUGUUGUUUUUGUCGAACAUGAUGUAUACGCUACUUUUUCUGCAGAUGAGGUGCACGCUACUCUUUCUCUGGUGUUUUUGUUCUGGGGUUACGGGGUGUGGCGCAUGCGCACAUGCAUUGUCCAAUAAUCGUACUCUGACUACGCUGGUUACAUGGUAGAGAAAAUCAAAUUCCACUCGAGAAAAACAAAUUAUUGCCUCACUCCAAUUAAGACCGGACAACUGAAGUGCAUGUAAACACUUUAGUCCGACUAUCCGACAAGUCCGACAAUCGAAGUUUGAAAACUCAGAUUAGAGUUGGAGAACUGCGAUUAAGACACUCAGAUAAUGCGAUUGGAAUUUGAUUUUCUCAGCAUGAAACCAGCGUAGUCAGAGUAUGAUUAUUGGACAAUGCAUGUGUGCAUGCGCCUCACUCCAUAAUCCCAGAACAAAAACACCAGAGAAGAGGAGUAGUGUGCACCCCAUCUGCAGAAAAAGUAAAGUGUACAUCAUAUACGACAAAAAACAACACUGUACGAUGCUCCAUCUUUUCGCUCAAAAAUGCCCAGCAGCAGUUGUGGCAACUUCUGACAUCUGGCACAGACCUGCUGUUGUUGUUGACAAUUGUAUGGGGUCAGAAACAGUGCAGCUGAAAUGACCCAUAUCGCCCCUACUUUUGGGGAGGAGGACACGUUCAUGUCGAUAAUUCAAAUUUCUCAGCUGCAUGUAUACGCAGACAAGGAGAGAAGUCCGAUUAGGCGAAAAGAAAUCAAAUUAUGAACAUAGUCCGAUUAGGCUAUGCAUGUAAACGCUCUGAGUGUUAGUGUCAUCCUGACCUCUAAACAUGCAGCUCACUUAGAGACUGCUGGCCAAGUAUCAGGUCUGCAAAGUGUCCGUGAGACCUUAUUUUAAACUUUUACAUCUGCCAACAAUAAGAACCUGAAGUUGUUUCUGUAAUGAAUACUUAUAAACCCUAGACAUGAUAAAUACUUUUGAUGCUAAAUGGGGAAUGUGCAUUUGUCAGUCUAAAGAUACAUUUUUAUGACACAAAGACUCUUUAUUCAGUCUUUGUGGUCAGGUCAAGAUCAGUCUCAACCUCUUUAUAAAGUGUUUGUUCAUGAUUCAGAUUUACAACAUUUUCACUCAGCCUUGGGCCUUUUUCAUAAAUAUGUUUGUUUUUGGUGGAUUUUGGUUCUUCCCUGUGUUUUAGCCUCAGUUCUUCACUUCAACGGAAUUUUACGGGGUUUUGGAAAGUGCUCUAGAGGUCUAAAUGUCUACACAUGCUGCUCAGUCAUUCUUAUGUGGAGAGCUAAAAGAAACGUCUUUGGUAGGGCAAUAGUUGUUCUCUGGUUUGUUUCGUCCAUUAAGGUUGUAAGUUUACUUUGUGCACAUGAGUUAUUCAUCUUGUGGACCUGGCUGAUGCUGUUGCCAUGGAAAUAGUCAUGCCUUGUUUCCUUGAGGGGACUCAGUGUGUUUGUAUAAAGUGACCUGAAAAGCUGCAAAAAGUGACAAAUUACACAACUCUGCCUUUGCUGAAUGCAAACAUAAAAGCUGAAGUAUGCAGCACUGGAUCUCUACUUUUGUGAGAGUUUCAAUGACAAAAGCAACUUUCACCUCUAUUACAAACGUAAAUAUUGAAUAAUCUACCUCAACUCACCUUUAGCAUACAGAGCUCCUUUGGGCUGAGUUUAAACACACAGCGCCAGAUUAAAUAUGAAUUCCUACAUGAGACAAACACACUUUUUCUGAGCUCUUUUCUUAAUAAUUCUUUAAAUACUCAGUGUAAGACUCUGAAGAAAAGUCACACUGACUGUUUCUAACUUAAACAGAUAUUUUAGUGUAAUAUUAGUGGAAUGAACAGCUUCAAAUAGAUGAUAAAUGAGAACAAGAACGUUCUAAUGUAUGUUUGCUCAUUCUAAAGAAACCCUCAGACUGAUUUAUUAAAGCAUUUGUCAUGAAGCACUUGAACAUGCACACAGGGUGUAGAUGCUGACUCAUUCCACAAUGAAAGAAGUGAAUGAAAAGUUUGUUUUAUGGGAGGGAGUUUAUGUGAAGUUUAAGGGAUCACAUCAAUCUCUGUGUUUAAGAAUUUACUGUAAUAGAGUUAUUACUGAUGGUUUUAAAGGAGUUUUCUGUCAUGGUUUGGGCUGAGAUUAGAUUUACAACACAAAAAUGCUAAAUAAUUAAAGACCACUACACUUUAUCAAACUUGAAGUAGGCCAGCACUUUUUUUUUAGGUUUAUGAAAUAGUCUGAAAAUCAUAAUAAUGCUUUCAUGAUAUCCAGAAGCACAAACUAUCAGGGACAUGACUGAACACCUAAAUCCAGAUCAAGAGGUGAGGUAUCAGCCAAGCAGCUAAAGUAAAAACCCUGAUUAGACUAUUUCUGCACACAAUAUUCACAGUAUCUGACUCAUUUGACUGUUAGUGGAGAAGAUAAGCAAAAGCAAAAAUUAAUAGAUCCCUGAGGAACUUAAUAUCGGUACCAGUAUUGGUCCGGAAAAAACUGAUAUUCUAAGGGCUGUUCAGGUCAAACUUGGGACUUGACAGUUUUUUGUCCGGGGCAGGGACUGAGGCUUAAAUUUGGCUGAACUAUCUCACUAACUUUUCUUUGAGUAAAUAAAGUUGGUAAGAAAUGCAAAUUAACUCAAAAUGGAAGUAAAAGGGCCCAAAAAAUUCAGGUUGAUUGUGAGCAAUUCACAGUAAUGAUGAACUUUAAGAAUCAACACAGUUCAUCCCUCUUGGCCUGCCUUCAGUUCAGCCUCUUGUCUAUAAGAAGACCACAUCCUGUCCCUGUGGUUGGACCGAGUACCUGGACCGAUGUUUCAUCUAUAUCCCUGAGAUCAUGACCUGGUCUGAGGCUCAGGUAAGCAGGCCUUUCUGGACUCUGCAUCUGUUUCUGCUUCAGUUUGGUCCGUCAGCUCAUGUGAUGGUUUUUGUCUGCAUGUUUCCGAUCUGUUUGUGUUCUCUGUAGAAAAACUGUCAGUCCAUGAAGGCCAACCUGGCCUCUGUACGCAGCUUUGAGGAGUACGCCGCCAUCCAGAAACUGACCGCUUUUAACGGGUACAGGAACACCUGGAUUGGAGGCUCUGAUUCACAACAGGUGCACUUCACCAUAUUUCAUGGAUGGCAAAAUUUAAUGGCUUUAACCUCUUUAACUUGUUUGAAUAUGAUCUCAAUCUCUACUCUCUUCUGUUUUCCAGGAGGGUUUUUGGUUCUGGAUCGAUGGGACACCUGUCACAUACACAAACUGGUGUCCUUAUCAGCCUGAUAACCUUGGAGAACAGCACUGUAUACAAAUGAACUAUGGAGGUAAGUGGAUCAUGUCCCUUUAAAACAUGAUAAUUGGUGACAUUUGUCCCCUCAGAGCUGACUGACUGACUGACUGAUUGUUGUAUUUUCUGUUUCUCCAGCUCGCAAGUGCUGGGACGACACCAAAUGCAGCACCCUGUAUCCAUCCAUCUGUGCAAAGAAAAUCCUGGGAUAACGCAGAGGAAAGACAGAGCUGCAGAAACACUGAUUGACACGUUUUCUGUUUGUGUACUCGUUAUUUGUCUAUCUCACUAACGCUGAAGGAUUCACCUCGUUUUGCUUCAUUAUUUAUCUAACGUCACUGUGUCGCCUUUAAAGAAAUAAAGCUAUGAGUGACAAUGACACCAGCUGGAUUGUCACUGAGGCUUUUUCUGCUUUGACAAUAUACUAAAUGUUGAAAUGCUUUAAGUUUAACUUUCCUCUUCC
Messenger RNA from Xyrichtys novacula (pearly razorfish), 5021 nucleotides. NCBI's taxonomy places the organism in Eukaryota, Metazoa, Chordata, Actinopteri, Labriformes, Labridae. The record is from the annotation of a GenBank genome assembly.